AUGUCGUCGUCGACGUCGAGGUCGGGGUAUCGCUACGCGUGCGUGUGCGCGGCGAAUUUCAAUCGAUCGAUGGAGGCCCAUCGCGUGUUGCUCGAAAACGGCUUUGACGUGAAAUCCUACGGCGCCGCGUCCAGGGUGAAGCUUCCGGGGGCGUCCAGGGACGACCCGAACGUGUACGACUUUGACGGGACGUCGUACGAGGAGAUUUUACGGGAUCUGCGGUCCCAGAGCGAGGAUUUGGUGAAGAAUUACGAAGAGCGAGGCAUGUUUGACAUGUUGGUGCGAAACGCGAAGAUUAAACGGUGUCCAGAGCGAUGGAAGACGCAUCGAGAGCGAGGGGAGACGUUUGACGUCAUCGUGUGCUUCGAAGAACGGGUUUUCGACUUGGUUGUGAUGGAUUUGAGAGCGGCGGGGGGGGCGCGAGACGCGGCGUUGGUGGUGAACCUGGACGUCAGGGAUUCGUACGAAGGAAGCGCGGAGGCGGCGCCGCGGGCGUUGAGAUUGUGCGAACGUUUAGAGCGGUGUGAGGAGGGCUGGGAGGGGGAGAUCGACUCGAUCGUGGAUGAGUUCGAGCGCGAGGAGGGGCUGCGGGCGCUGUAUUGCGUGUGUUUUUACUAG
Messenger RNA from Ostreococcus tauri, 618 nucleotides. Its product is annotated as RNA polymerase II subunit A. Gene Ontology annotation, molecular function: RNA polymerase II CTD heptapeptide repeat phosphatase activity. Gene Ontology annotation, cellular component: mRNA cleavage and polyadenylation specificity factor complex; nucleus. Lineage: Eukaryota; Viridiplantae; Chlorophyta; Mamiellophyceae; Mamiellales; Bathycoccaceae. The coding region runs from base 1 to 618 and encodes 205 amino acids. The transcript has a single exon. Gene Ontology annotation, biological process: termination of RNA polymerase II transcription. The record is from RefSeq and is a predicted model, not a curated record.